Poecilia latipinna (sailfin molly) is the source of this 5227-nucleotide messenger RNA. RefSeq names its product capping protein inhibiting regulator of actin dynamics (gene cracd). Lineage: Eukaryota; Metazoa; Chordata; Actinopteri; Cyprinodontiformes; Poeciliidae. The coding region runs from base 492 to 4193 and encodes 1233 amino acids. Gene Ontology annotation, biological process: maintenance of gastrointestinal epithelium; negative regulation of barbed-end actin filament capping. The transcript is spliced from 10 exons. The record is from RefSeq and is a predicted model, not a curated record.
CAUAUGAUUUUUUGACAUAUUUCCAAGAUGAGGUCUUCCUCACAACCACACAGAGUGUAGCUUUCAGAGUUGAUUAUAUUUUUCCUAUCGGAUUGUGGCAUCAUUCACCUCCUCGUUUCUUUAAUGACUCCGAGGAAGCACGCGCCUUCGCCGUAUACCGCGCUCGCAUCGUGACGCUCGGCGCCGCGCCGCGCUCCGCUCCGCUCCGCCGCCACCGCUCGCUGUGCUCUGCUCUCGCUGCCACACCCUCCCUUUCUCCAUCUCCGUCUGGCACGCGGGCAGCUGUGCGGGGAGCGUCUCUCGGUGCGUGCGUCUUGGCUGUCGUGCACCCGCAGCAUCAGCAACACAAAAGGGCUCGGAGCUGUCGGGGGGCCAGGGUUUACCUCAGCGCCGAUCGAAGGGGAAGAAGCGCGUUUUCAAACAAAGGCCUCGAUGGAGACGGCAGCGACAUUCAUCUGGGUAAAACGAGCUUUGUGAUAAAGAGCAGAUCGAUGUUCCCCCGGGUUUUGCUGCAGUGGUGCACGGCCGUCUCAAGCUGUGCUGCCAAAAUAGAGAGAAGACGGCAGGGCAAAUUCCAGCCGUUCAAACGGCUCUUCGGGAAGAAGAAGAAACGGGAAACUAAAAGGAGCUUUGAUGGAGCAGAGCUAAAAGCAAGUUUUUCAACCGGGGAAGUGUGCAGUGGAGCUGUGUCUGACAAUGAGGAGUCCAGUAAAAAUCUGAGGGACCUAAAUCCCAUCGGAUCUCGAGCUCUCUCCCACGACAGCAUCUUUAUCCCAGAGGAGCCGCCAGAGGAUCUCGGUCUGGAUCACAGCAUGUCCCAGGAAAACGUUUCAGAUAAAGUUAGGAACCUUCAGAGGCAGAUCGCACAAGGUAUAAAGUUCGGCCAGAGGCCUCCUUCUCUUCGAAAAAGUGAGGGGGAUGAGGGAAGCUCAGAUGAGGAAGAGGUUCCCCGAAGCCCUCUGAAGGUUUUGGCCCACGUAGAAGCUGAGCCGCCCAAAAUGGAACCAAAGGUCCAAGGAGCUCAAUCAUCUGCGCAGCACAGCACGCCAGUGAAGUCCCCGAGAUCCAAACGGGUCCUCCAACCAACCGGUACCAUUGAGUCCAUCAAUCUAGACGCCGUCCCUCAGUCUGUCACUCGCCUGGACAACACCGCCGCCAAGCAUAAGCUCUCCGUCAAACCGAAAAACCAGAGGAUUUCCCGCAAACACCGGCGGUUCACACUGGAUCUCCAGGAGGUGUCUAUUCCUGGAGUCAUGCAGGAGGAGCUGGAGGCAGCUGACCAGCGCAGAGCAUCUCUGGAGUCCUCCAAGGAAAGCUUGAAGAAGCAGAGAUUCUAUGAGGAGGAAAUACUGGAGGCCCGGAGGAGGAGGGAGAUGGAGGAGCAACAGUUCAGAGAGGAAAUGGAGGAGAGGAAGAAGAGGGCGGAGGAGCUGAGGCUGCGUGAACUGGAGGAAGAGAGGAGUCACAAGAAGCAACAGGAGGAACAAGAGAAGAGGAUGCGAGAGGAGGCAGAGAGGAGGAGGAAAGAAGAGGAGGAGCAAAGGAGAGUCAGAGAAGAAGAGGAAAAACGUAAGCAAGAAGAGGCUGAGAGACAAAGAGAGGAGGAGGAUAGAAGGAUGAAAGAAGAGGAAGAACAGAGGAGGCGAGAGGAGGCUGAAAGAAGAAUAAGGGAGGAGGAAAGAAAGAUGAGGGAGGAAGCAGAGAGGCUGAGGAGAGAGGAGGAGGAAAGAAGGAUCAGGGAAGAGGAAGAAAGGAGGAAGCUGGAGGAGGAAAUGAAAAGGCAAGAAGAACGUCAACGGCAAGAGGAAGAAGAGAGGAGGCGACUGCAAGAGCAAAAGCAAGUAGAGGAAAAGGAAAGGAAGAGACACGAGGAAGAAGAAAAGAAGAAGCGAGAAGAGGAGGCAGUGGCAAGGAGGCAACGGAAACUUGAGGCAGAGAAGCGCAAAAAGCAAGAAGAGGAAAGGAAGAAAAAAGAGGAGCAGAAACUGAGGCUGAGGGAGACGGAGCAAAAGAAACAGCUGGAACUGGAGGAGCAGAAGAAGAUGCUGACAGAAGAGGCCGCUGGGGGCUCUGAUGAACAAGAGAGGAAGCGGCGAGCCGAGGAGCAGCGCUGGAGGGAGAUGGAGGAGCGGCAGAGACCCUUUUCCUUCAAGGUUUCCUCUGGAGAGAAACAGAUUCUCUUCCAGAAGGUCAACCUGACCCCUGUUACACCAGCCGCCAGCCAUCAGGGCACUGCGGACGCUGAUCAAAGGGAAGGAGAUACAGCUUCCUCCCAGGAUGGAAAAGACUCCCCCAACCUGCCGGCAUCUCCAUAUGUCCCCCACACAGCUAUCCUGGUGACAGGCGCCCAGCUCUGUGGGACAGCUGUCAAUUUAGACCAGAUCAAAGACACAGCAUGCAAGUCCCUACUGGGUUUAGGAGAGGAAAGAAAGGCCCAAGGAACACCUUCCGCAACGGGCAAGAGCUCGCCGGACCGCAAAUCCGGAAAAACCAAGUCUCUCAGUGAGUCUUCGGUCUCCCCGGAUCAGUCGAGCGCAGCCGUGCUGGCGGAGUGGGCAAGUAUCCGCUCAAAGAUAUUUAAGGGGGUCGAGGAUGGGAAGUACGAUGAGUACCCGGAUCCUCCGAGCAGGAAUCAGCCUCAACUCAGUGGCGAUGAGCAGCCUCCGUUUGCUCACACCAACCUCAGAAAAACAAUGUCCGCCAGUGCCAAGUUCUCCAUCAUCCCUGCAAAGAAGAAGUUUGGCGACUCAAACAGAAACUCUGAGGUCUUCAGCACAGAUCACAAGGAUGGAGGAGGAGAGGAAGCUGUUCGAUCUGACAGUCCUACAGCCGCGUCCCAAUCUCCAACCGUUAAACCUCACACCCGGACAAGCAAAACUGUUCGGAUUGUAGAGAGAGGCUCAGAGGAGUGCAUGUUUGCCAAAGACCUCCCAUCUUUCCUGGUUCCCAGCCCCGGGGACAGACCUGAGGGCUCCGAAGUAAAGAGCCGGCUUCAGAACAAGACAGAGGAGGGGGAGGCGCAGGGACAGGACGGUGAGGACAACCCCUCACCUUUUGGAAUAAAGCUGAGAAGGACAAACUACUCUCUGCGUUUUCACAGCGAACAGUCCACGGAGAAACGGAAGAAACGCUACAGCGCUGGAGACAGCUUCGACGGCAUCCCUUCACCUCUCACUCCAAUCGAGCCAGACUCUGAUGUCUCCUCCGUCUUUUCUGACAAAUCAACUCCCACAUCGCCUCAGAAAGAGGGAGUAGUGAGCAAAUACCUUCAUGCAUCUGCAUCUCCUGCCAUAACCCGGGGUAAGCUAGGCAAACCUACUAGCCCUGUCCUGCACAACGAAGGAGAGAAAGUCCUAUCCAAACCACCGCUAUACCGAAGACCAACAACAUCGCCCAAGCCCUCCGGAGCCACCCCAACGCCUCCUCCUUCUCCGCUACCUAAAGUAGCCCACAGGUUCCCCUGUGAGGAAGCGAUCCAGAGGACAGGUAGUCCGGAUCUAUCCGUCCAGGAGCAGGCUAGUAGAAGCGAAGACUCAUCAGCAGUGACUCAGCUGCACAGAGGCAGCCACAGUAAUGUCCAAUUAGAGGAGGAGCCAAAGGAGAAGAGGUCUUUCUUCCCCUCCAUCAACAUCCCUUGGAGAGAGAAGGCAGACAGGAAGGCAGAGCUCAUCAGGCGAGAAAAACCUUCCUUACAGGCCAGGCACUCACUGGACAGCGCACGGGUCCAGGAGAAGGAAGCCGGGCCCUUAUGGAUUACCCUGGCCCUGCAGAAGCAGAAAGGCUUCAGGGAGCAACAGCAGACUCGCGAGGAUCGUCGAAGCCAAAGAGAGGCCAAGCUAGCAGAGAAGCAUGCCAGAGAGAAAGACAGUGUUGCAUUGGUGAGUCCUACAGACGGGAGAGAGAGCGGGGGGACCAGUCCUUCCUCCAAGCCUCAGACUCCUGAGGAGCCCAAAAGACCUGACAGCCUGCAAGGACGAUUCGACCGCAGAGAUCCGCUAAAAAAGGCCAGCACUUUACCGAGCUCAGUCACAGUUGAAAUCUCAGACUCCACACCGUCGCCACCUGCUGUCAAGGACGUGUCAAAGCGAUUCCCCUCCAGCGACUCUCCCCAGGUGUCCACAGAGCCGGCCUGGCUGGCACUAGCGAAACGAAAGGCCAAAGCCUGGAGUGACUGUCCACAGAUCAUCAAAUAAGCCCCACCACCCGAUGCCAGUUUAACGCGGCAUGCAUGGGGGAACGCACACAACCCACGGAGCCUGAGGAUCACUUUCUCCCGCCCACAUGAAAACUCCUCAUUGAGACACCACUGGCUGCUAUAACCACCAUGUUAAAGUGCGCUUCACUUUCAAAAAUUACCAAUAAGGCUGCGCAGAUAUAUGUAAACAGAUGAGAGCAUGCAUAUAUUGUAUCCAAUCACACCAAUUGUACGUCCCCUAAAGACAAAGUCCUCAGCAGCCAAUCACAGCCAUGGCUGACCACCGCAGUAGCCAACCUUUUCUUUUUUUUUUUAUUUUGUAACGUAGGAGCCAACUGGGUCACCAUGGUUGUAAUAAAUUGUGUGCUCGACACAAUCCGUGCUCCGAGGAACAGCAGCGCUUAAUCAGCAGAGGGUAUCCGUCUGAAUCAUGUUUUAAGGGCUACCAGUAAAAAAAAAGAAAAAGAGAGAGAGAGAGAGAGAGAGAGAAAAAUAACAACCCAGCAUGGCCGCUCCUCUGGAAAAGCUUGUUAAAGGCACCUCCUCUGCCCUCUUCCGUAUUAUUUAUGUACAGCAGCAGGUUUAUCUACACUGAAACUGUAUUGUAGCUUUUAUCUGAGCCUUGUUUGUUGUGUAAAGAGGGAAUAUUGUGCUUUUUCUUUUUUUUUUCUCAAGUCAUACUGGAAAUAAUAAAUCUCACUGUGUCCGUGAUGACUGUGACAGAACAACAAACUGGACUUAAAACGCGGCGUGAAGGACAUUAAGCGCUGCGUCUGUGUGAAAAUGGACUUUAGAGACAAACCUAACACCUGCUACAAUUCUUCUGGCAUGUCCUCCUGUAGACUCACACCGUCACUACUUCUUCAUUGGGACCCGAUCACACAACAUGUAAGCGUUUCCCGUAUGACGCAGCAAAACCUCUUCAUCAUCUGUAAGUAUGUAUUUGCUCUGAAAGAGACCCAGGAACCUGAGUCGCUUUGUUUCUAACUUUGGUCGUGCACAAUAGUGUAGUGUACGCAGUGUUAUCUGUAA